AUGGGAGCGUUUCUGGUGAUAGUAAAUCCAGAAAAGCACUGUGGACACACAAUGCAUACGGCGUAUGUAGGCAACUUACAGACCCAGUUUUACCGUCGAUUCUUCAUCAAUUCUAACUAUGGUGGAUGUUGCUGUGAUAAAGGCUGGUUGUUUGUAUCCGAUAUAUACAGCUACGGGCUUUGUGACUGGGAACACUUAUACCUACCUCAGAAACCGUUUAUUAUCUUCAGUCCGCAAACUACAAGCAGUCAAUAUUCAAAUGACAGAAAUGAUAUUCUUGCAGACACCUUGGCAAUAUUUGUUAAACUUGAUUCCUAUGAAUGUCCCGUGGUACAAUCACCACCAGUACAAUUAAAUGAAAAUACCUACUGCUAUUUACCUCAGAACAGCGGUUCUGUACCAGAAACUACAACCGAAAUUGCGGUUGAGCAGACUACAAUGGCCGAAAGUGUUCUCCAAGAUAAAGUAGCUAAGCUUAAGCAAGAACUUACUGUUACACCAAAAAGUACAAAAAAGUACUUCAGAUCGAUAGUGAGUGCUCCUGACGAAAGGUACUCAUCCAAAGCCUUAGGUUUACUCGGAGGAGUUAUUAUUUCUGUUGUGAUUUCAUUCUUUGUGUUUCUAGACAUCAUGGGAUGUUAUCCAGAGAUACUCAAUGAUCAAUAG
Messenger RNA from Mytilus trossulus (common blue mussel), 666 nucleotides. RefSeq lists its product as uncharacterized. The transcript has 5 exons. Bases 1 to 666 code for a protein of 221 amino acids. The record is from RefSeq and is a predicted model, not a curated record. Lineage: Eukaryota; Metazoa; Mollusca; Bivalvia; Mytilida; Mytilidae.